Acyrthosiphon pisum (pea aphid) is the source of this 1553-nucleotide messenger RNA. Its product is annotated as facilitated trehalose transporter Tret1-like. The record is from RefSeq and is a predicted model, not a curated record. Gene Ontology annotation, cellular component: membrane. The transcript is spliced from 5 exons. Bases 96 to 1511 code for a protein of 471 amino acids. Lineage: Eukaryota; Metazoa; Arthropoda; Insecta; Hemiptera; Aphididae. Gene Ontology annotation, biological process: transmembrane transport. Gene Ontology annotation, molecular function: transmembrane transporter activity.
UAUCGUGUAAAAGUCGUCAUUUCAUAAAUGAGAAUCAUUUACCUACCAAAAAUAAAAAUAAUUUAUAUUAAAUUUCUUAAAAAAUAUUUUGAAUAAUGAAGUUUGCACAAUUUAAGUGUCAUUUACAACUGCUAUUUUGUUCAGUUUCAAUAAGUUUUGUUGAGAUUUUAAUCGGUGGUUCAUAUGUAUUUUCAUCUACACUUUUGACACAACUUCGCGAACCUUCAUCAAAUAUAAAAUUAAAUAUUGAACAAGAAUCUUGGAUUACUAGUAUUUCAAUGCUUCUAACACCUGUUGGUUUAAUCAUAACUGGAAUAACAGCAGAUAGGAUUGGAAGAAUAAAAGCACUUCAAAUAUCUUUCAUACCGAUGACUUUAAGUUGGCUAACACUUACGUUUGCUAACUCCUAUACAACAAUUAUGAUUGGAAGAAUUUUACUAGGAUAUCCUUUUGGCGUGAGCAGUUGCAUGUGCCUGUACAUCGCCGAAGUGUUUCCGGUCCACCUUCGGGCGCUGCACACGGCUGGGCCGUCGCUAUUCGUAGGCAUAGGCAUGAUGCUGGUGUGUGUACUGUCCAUGUACUUCCGGUGGCAGACAAUAGCAGGCGUGCUGUGUGCAUUGAGCGUCGGUGGCUUUGUCGUGCUGUUCUGGGUGCCGGAACCGUCAAAGUGGCUCCGGGCCAAAGGGCGGGACGCCGAAGCUGAUAGGGUGGACGCGUGGUUCGACCUCGGCCGCGUUGACCCAGCCUUUGCCCGGUCCGGUAGCGGAAAUCCUUCCAGGGAGGUCGGCGUAAAUCGCUCCGGCGAUGGCGGAAAUCCCUCCAGUAAGGCGUCGUGUUGGUCGUUGUACGCGCAGCCGACUGUCUGGAAGCCCACACUCGUCACGCUGACGUUCUUCGUCUGUCAGCACUGCAGCGGCGUGUACGUGCUGAUGUUCUACACGUCCGACGUGCUCCGGGAUUUCCGAUUGCCGUGGGACAGUGCCACCGUGGCCAUAUUCCUGGCGGCCGCACGCGUGCUGGGUGGCCUCUGCUUCGGCAUGCUACACCGCAUCAAGCGCCGCAAUCUGCUUGUAAUCUCCGGCGCCUUGAUGGCCGCGUCGCUGGCGUUCAUCAUUGCGUAUAUCACGGCAUUCCAGCACGUCGAACACCCGCCGUACGCCGGCACGGUGGUCGUCGCGUUCGUCGCGUUCAUGUUCUUCGGUCUACUGGGCAUCGUUCCAAUGCCUUGGAUACUCAGCGGCGAGGUGUUCCCAAUAGCGAUUUCGGGUGUCAUGAACGGAUUUAUUCAGACGUUUGGAUACAUCUUAUGGUUUUUGGUUGUCAAAAUGUAUCCAUCGUUGGUGUUACAAUUUGGAAUAACAUGUAUCUGGUCGAUAUUCACUUUAUUCUGCAGUUUGAACAUUUUAUUCGCAAUAUUUAUAAUGCCGGAGACAAAAGGAAAAUCUCUAGACGAAAUUUUAUCGUAUUUUGAAUCGGAAAAGAAAACUAAAAACCUCUACUACGUGCCGUAAUAAUAUUUUAUAUUUUAAUUAUUAUUAUUAUUAUUAUUAUUA